AGAUUGAUGUAAGCAAAUAACAGACGCUUGACAGUAGUGUACUAAACAUACCCUUAACAAGAAAUCCUCUUACAGUACAAAAGAGAGCAACAUGUGCUUAAAACACACAGAGCUGGAUUAGCCGGCGAGUAUUAUGUUGUGUUGUUCAGUCAACUAACGCAAGUUGAUCAGCUUCAACCGUCCCUGUGGACAGACAGAUCACGUGGCCUUUCGUCGGGGCGGCAGGUCACGAUUGUCUUGCUCUGCAGAGGUUGGGAAAGGGUUGAUCGAUGGAAACACACUGGAUAAAAUGUAAAAUUUUGACCUCCGUUGAUGCCUGUGAUGAUGUCCAUUCAAGGCUAACAUCUUAGAGGGGAGAUCGAGCCCUAGAGCACAGUCUCCUAUGUCCAUCCGUCUGUCCGUCCACAGACCCAAGUUGACCAUGCCUGCUCUCACCGAAGCCUCCCAAAGACCAGCUUGCAUGCCCGGAUCUAAGGACGAAUGCUUACUGCCACGAAUCUCACAACGAGGCUCCUGCUCUGACUCCGACUCAGUCGUUGAAUGCAGAAGAGGAGCCAUAGCCCGAGUUCCGCCCAGUGCUGCUUCAUCUGUGUCGAGUAGUCCAGUCAAGCUACCCGCCAUCUCCGGGAAGGCCAAGUCCAAUAGUGUUUCCAGUCUGUCCAAUGGGAUGUCUCCUACCCGGAGAGAGGACCAGAGAUCCAAUCUGUGCCGCUCUCCGAGCUGUCCCUCCAACCUUGGAUUCUGGUACGAUCGUGACGGAGAUACUGAGACACCGACUCCGGUUGACAAAGCUUGUUCAUACCCAGUUUCUCAAAUUUCGAAAAGGGAUUCUGGAGAUUUGAAGUUACCGAACAUCAAAGAUCGGAAUUCAAUGUGUAGUGGAACAAGCCAGAUCACUGUCCGGAGUCUGGCCACUCAAAGAAGUCCGACAAAGUUCUACCGAGAUAUCAGUCCGCACACAAGACGAGACACGUCGGUAUCUCUCCCCCUCAAUCGGGAAAUCACAAAGGACAUAUCCACCCCACGAGCUGAAAACGUCCUUGACAGUCAAAGGUCAAACACCCAAAGUGCACUUUUACUUCCGAUUAGGAAUUCGGAAUCCAGAUUGUCUCUCAAAGGCAAAAAGAAAAAGAAGAAGAAACAAGGUUCGCGUCAGAACACCGAUGUCAGUAUUAACUCCGAGAACAAUGUUGUUGAUGGGACGGGGGGUUCCGAGAAUUACGAACAAAUGAAAACCAAGAUGGAAGCCAUUGAUGCGCACGGAUACUUCUCCGACGCAGAGGGAGCAGGGAUGAGUGACGAACGAUUCAUUACCAAAGUCAAGGAAGAGAACCAUGUAUCUAAAGGAAAAGACGGUAUUGUCAAAGUCAACAAGCGUCAUAAGCUAAAGAAAAGGAUGACGGACAACAAUUUGUACUUUGAGCGAGAGUUAACGCAGGUGAAUGCGUGACUUCAAUACUUGCAAUGUUUAACCUACCUAAGGACACAACUGUUUGCUCAAAUAUGUACAUGUGUAUAUAUGGCUUUAAGAGACGGUUGAGGAUGUGGCGAAUGUAUAAAAAUAAUUUAAUCUGUGUGUUAAAAUCAAACGUUUUCGAGAAAGUGCUUCUGUUAUAUAUUGUUUACCUCAAUGUAGAAGAUUGUCAAACAUGAGAAACUCGCGUUUCUAUGCUCAUACCAAGGCUGUGAUAGAUCCAGGUAUUUGUACAUAAGGAUGGUGUGACGAUAUAUGUACAUUCAUUGUUAUGUGUUCCGCACAACAGAGACAAUGAAUACAAUGUUACACGUGUAUUCCAUUGCAUAGUAUGUGUAAGAUAUGUAUUAUUUAUAACAGAGCGGCUGGUACACUAUAUUUAAUAUUAUUCAUAAUUUCAGAACCUUACCUACUCCCCAACUCAGCUAUAGAAUGCUUCAGAAGUGGUGUGGGUUGGCUUAGUGGGUAAAGCGUUCUCUCGACACGCCUAAACGCCGGUUUGAUUUAUUACAUUGGUACAAUGUGUGAAACUCAUUUUAGUGUCCAACUGGGGAUACCAAACUCACUCACUCAUUACACUUCAAUCAAGACGUGUUAGGUCAGAGCUUAUUUGGGUACAAUGAUAACCUUUUAUGUUAAUAAAUAUAUAUCGGGUAUGUUUCAAUGUGGCCCAACUUUUGGAUAAGAUAGAUAAAAUGCCAGAUUAAAUUAGGGAUUCCUAAUGUAUGACAGAAACAAAUAUACAGGUAUCAACUCUGAUUAACUUUUAUGCAAAGAGAACUGGCUCGGAGGUUCUUUCAUGCAAGGAUAUUUACCAAAGAAAGGAGAAAUAAUACUAACUACAGAAAAAAAUAAAAAAAUAUAUGACUGAACUGUAGGAUGGCAGGGUUUUACAUGUUAUACCACACAAAUUGCAAACCGAGAUACAGGCAUCCCCAUUGGCAGUAAUUGUACUCCUCUUCUUGCGGGUCUGUUUCUUUAUGCAUACGAAUCGCAAUUUCUGCUCGGUUUGGCAAAGACAAAAGGAAGUUUAGGUUAAGCUUCAGGUAUAUCGAUGAUCUGAUAUCGUUAUAACCAUCAUAGAACCAAUUCCCUUCCACUGAUUUACCCACCUGAAAUAAAGGAGGACAGUGAGACCACCUCAUCUGUUUCAUAUUUAGAUCUGUGCUGGAAGAUUCAGAGUGACAAAACACUUUCCACAAGACAAAACGGAUGACUUCAACUUUCAAAUAGUCAACUUUACCUUUGUGUCGAGCAAUAUUCUUGCAACUCCAGCCUUUGGUAUCUAAAUUUUUCAACUUUGGAGGUAAAUUCGAGUAGGCUCUUUCUGCCAAGACUUCAAAGAUCGCCAUACGAGUCUUACUCGGAAGUUGUUUGAUGUAGGUUAAACAUUUAAGGCCUCAAUAAAUAUUUCCUAAAACAGUUAUGGAAGCCAUUUGGAGGACAUUCCCAAAUUUGACGCAUCUCUGACAAAAAUUAUGUCCAAUGUCCUUAUUUUGACUUGUACCAUUAACAAUUGACUUAACUUUGCAUGUGUUUGUAACGGGUGCCACAGAUGGGACAGGAUACGCUCACCUUUUCGCGAACACCUGGUGCCAUCAUUAUUUGAUAGUGAUUCAUAAACACAUGCUCAUGAUAUGGUCGAACUCGUAUUCUUAUGAAUAUGGAAAAGGGUUUGUCACUUUUAUUGUUAAGAAAGUGAAAUAUCCUAGUGAUAGAAGAGUUUAUAAUUUAUAGGGAAUCUUUUAUUACCAUGUCUGUUGCGAUAUUAUUCGAAGGCAAGCUGACGUUUGUGCUUGACAACAUUUCGCGCGUACCUAUUUGUGAUAAAUUAGACACUCUUGUGUCAAUAGACAAAUAUACGAUAUGAAAUAGGUCAGAUAUAUACAUUUUCAAGAAAUACACAUGGCGACUUUCUUAACUAUGAAAUCCUACUUAAGUGCCAAAAUGAUCCCAUUAUAAUAAUUAUCAAUUUUUAUUCGAAUACACGUUAGGUUUCUUUUUUCCAUUGCCUCUUUAAGAUAAGUAUGUACAGCUUACCUUAUUUCAAUCCAACAUUUAUUUCUCGGUAUCAACUAUAUCAAGGAUGAUUCAGUUUCUUAUGAAUUAUAAUACUUUCCUUAUAUUUUAAAGUAAGAGAUCGAUAUAUCUAAGGUAAUUCUGUUUAAAACAAAAUCUACCUAACAAUCACAAUCAUGCAAACUAGAAUUCCAGACCUCCUAUCUGUUUAAACCUUCAAACCAUCAUAAAAAGCUUUUGGUUUUAGUUCUUUUUCCUCCGCCAUGUUGCCUUGUCAAGCAGAUGUCUUACCUUUCAAUUUUUAAAAGAUGUCUUUGUUUGUUUGAGUUUGUUGUAAAACCUAUCAGCUUUGCAAUGACAUCUUGAAAAAAGUCAUCCAUGUUAACUUGUAUCAUCAUAAACGUAAUUUAUCAGUUGUCACAUAUAUGUAAUUAUUUUGCAUUCCCGUCCAGUAUAUGUCUGUGAUCUCACGACCAAUUUGCUAUGUAUUAUGUGUUAUACUAUUUUGCUGAGGAAUGUCUAUAACCUAUGUUUUAUCGGAGAGAUUCGCAAUGCCCUUACAAUUCCGUCCAAGGACUUUGAAUUACGUGUGCUCCGUCCGGUAUCAGAUGUAUUGCCAUACAUGGUUUAAUCCUGUGUUGUGUGUUUCUAUUCGACCCUGUUAAGUCUGUCAUCUUGUAUGCACGCCAUCCCUCAACUAAUAAAGUUCAUUCGUAUAC
This is a messenger RNA of Haliotis rufescens (red abalone), 4212 nucleotides long. RefSeq lists its product as uncharacterized. The record is from RefSeq and is a predicted model, not a curated record. Bases 383 to 1450 code for a protein of 355 amino acids. Lineage: Eukaryota; Metazoa; Mollusca; Gastropoda; Lepetellida; Haliotidae. The transcript is spliced from 3 exons.